AUGAAUUUUUUUAUAUUUCUCAUUUCAGUGUACUUCGAAGAUGAAACGUUAUCCCCGUAUGAAAGCGACAGUUUUGAGGACGAUGACUAUAUCCCUUACUUCGACGAGGCAUUGGACAAAUUCAGCACUCCCGAAAAGGUGUUCAGCUCAGAGACUGUGUUUGCGCCAAGUUUCCGAAAGCGUGCAUAUUCAGAAUCGGCUGCAAAGGUGACGUGCAGUUUGAGCGACAUACUCGAUCAGACGGACUUCUCGCAAAAAAGGGAGUCUGCGGAGCCUGUAUAUGGUGCCAAUCGCGUGUUCAUUACAGGCGAGGAAACGAAAAAUCCAGAUGAUCUUCGAAAAUUGAAAAAUGCGUGUUGCUCGACGUUCGCGGAACUAGGGACCAACGAGCUACUCAGCGACUCCAUAUACGAGACGUUCCUUUCAGACCUCAUACGUGGAUUCUAG
This is a messenger RNA of Ostertagia ostertagi, 447 nucleotides long. The record is from the annotation of a GenBank genome assembly. NCBI's taxonomy places the organism in Eukaryota, Metazoa, Nematoda, Chromadorea, Rhabditida, Trichostrongylidae.